This is a messenger RNA of Drosophila arizonae, 793 nucleotides long. RefSeq lists its product as uncharacterized. The record is from RefSeq and is a predicted model, not a curated record. Lineage: Eukaryota; Metazoa; Arthropoda; Insecta; Diptera; Drosophilidae.
UAGUUCGACUGACGAUCAGUCUGAAACGCAAGCAGCACGCGACAACACGAACUAUUGGUUCUUGCCAUAAUGACAUUACAAUUCAAGUUGAAUUCAAUAUGCCUGCUCUGGCUAUUGAUCCAAGUGCACGUUCAAGUCCAAGUCCAGGCGCAAGAUAUUCCUGUCGAAUUUCCUGAAGAUUUUCCCACAACCACGGUUGAAGCUGUUACCGAGUUAGCGGAGACAACAACCACUGCUACAGCAACCACAACUACAGAGCCUGCCCCAACAACAACUGAUAAGCCUACAAUGCCAACAACCACAACUGAAGCACCAACAGAAGCAACAACAAUUCCCAGCACAGAGCCAGGGCCAGACACUACCACACCAACUUAUCCUAUUUAUACGCCGCCCACAUACGUUCCACACCAUCCCAGUCGCCCAACCUAUGUUCCACAAUUCCCACCGUGGCUGUGGGACUCGCAUGAGAGCGGAGGUGGACUGAAAUGUUAUCUGAAGGAGCAAGCCGAAAAUAAAUAUGUUCGCUGGAGCUGCGGAUUGACCAGCUGGAAGCCCAUAACAAGCUGUUAUCGCUGCUGUUAUUACGGCUACAGCGGCUAUGCCGGCUGCAGCAAACUGCAUGAGGGACGCUGCAGCAGUAUAAGCUAUUCCAGCUGGAGUAUUUAUUAAAUAAAUAAUGGGAAAUGUCUAAUGAACUACUACUCUUACACGAGAAGGAGGGGCAGCAAGGGAGUGAGAUGGGGGAUUGUAUAAAUGAAUAUAUUAAAUUUCUAAUUGAGACAAUUGAGGGUAA